Messenger RNA from Xylona heveae TC161, 393 nucleotides. RefSeq lists its product as hypothetical. Bases 1 to 393 code for a protein of 130 amino acids. The transcript is spliced from 4 exons. NCBI's taxonomy places the organism in Eukaryota, Fungi, Ascomycota, Xylonomycetes, Xylonales, Xylonaceae. The record is from RefSeq and is a predicted model, not a curated record.
AUGUCUUUCGUUGCGAGAAGGGCUGUAUUUGGUGCCACGCGUGCCUACAGCCAGCAGACCUCCGUACUUCAGAAGGGUGCGAAGAGAGAUCCUGAGCUCUAUGUGCUCCUUGCCGUCAUGUCAGGAGCUUUCGGCCUUGCGGGGUUUUAUUUCGGCCGCAAGCCUACCUCUGCCUCCUCUGAGCAGCCAGUUUCCAUUGCAAAGAACACAAUGCCAUGGCAGACCGAGUCGACUGGCGCCGAGGACUUUAAGUAUCAGUACCACCCAGGCGGCGAUCCAAGCAAGGCGCCAAAGGAUGCGCCGAGCGCACUCAACACCGUCGUCAUUCCUAAUGUCAACUUGCCAAAGGAGCUGCAUGAGAAAUACAAUAAGUGGGGCAAAGAGGGUUAUUAG